Molecule: messenger RNA, 1938 nt
Organism: Harpia harpyja (harpy eagle)
Lineage: Eukaryota; Metazoa; Chordata; Aves; Accipitriformes; Accipitridae
Gene: TMEM242
Product: transmembrane protein 242
Exons: 5
Coding region: 32-448 (138 amino acids)
Source: RefSeq, a predicted model, not a curated record
GCCGCCACCUCCUCCUCCGGCGCCCUGGGCCAUGGGGGCGGCUGCCGGCGCGGACGCCCGGGAAGGGGUAGCGCCUCCGCUGGACCCCGGGCGCAGUCUGCCCCUGCCCCGGGGGGCCGGGAGCCCUGCGGCGUCCCAGGACAAGCUCUUCUUAAUCAAAGGUGGAAUUUUUCUAGGUACUGUUGCUACAGCAGGAAUGAUAGCAGGUUUUGGCACCACACUUGCCAUGACAAAAAAGAAGAACCCAGACUGGUUCAGUAAGGGGAUUACUGCCACAGGUGCAUUACCAGAGAGUGGUUCAUCACUGGCCUUACGAGCCCUAGGAUGGGGCUCACUCUAUGCGUGGUGCGGAGUUGGAUUGCUCAGUUUUGCCAUCUGGAAGGCUCUGGGUGUGCACAGUGUGAGUAGCAAAGUACUUCUGAUCCUGCCAAAGGACAGCAGAAUCUGACCCUAGUCUGCAAUUUACAUUAACUGUUUCUAGAUGAAAGAAUUCCAAACUAAAAUGCAAUCAAUGUUUCCAGCAAUUCCUAAAAAUAGUGAGUCCACUGUUGAAUGGGAAGACCUACUUAAAUCCAAGUGAAAGACACAGAGCCAUUUGGAAGUGUCUUUUUCAGCAAGAACAGGAGUGGAAGUAGCAGAAGUGUCCCAUCCGAAAAAUAGAGAAGAAAACUCAGAUUGAGCAAGUUACUGACUGAGUUCACUGAACCCGGGGAUGCCAGUUAACAUCUAGCAGCAAGGGAAUUCAAAACAAAACAAAGCAAAACAAUUUAUAUUGUACUUUUCAGCGUGCUUGGUAUAGUUGAUUUGUGAGGAAAUGAACCCUCUAAGAUAAGUUGGAUCCAGCUUGAAAGACGACUCUAUUUUAUGAAGACUUAAAGAAGAACCUGAUCUUCAGUAGUAAAUAUAAGGACAAAACGGCAAUGAACUUUUAUCCCAUCCUGCAUCUUAAGAGGAAUUUUAGGAAAUUUCUCUAGAAAACAAAGAACAGUACUUUCAGUGACAUUUACAUGUCCCAUUAGGAAUGUAACCAUCAAGUCAAUUGUGACAGAUCUGUUACUGAGCCUGAAGGUAAAGCAUACAGUGCACUCUUCUAAAAAUAAAGGAGAUAUUUAAAUUUGCAAGAGAAAGUAUCUAAACCAAACUAUUUUUAUAUGUCUGAAGGGAAAGUUUAAAACAUCACAUAUGGAAGUAGUGACCUACUGGGCUCCUCUGUAGAGCAUCAGAAGAGAUCUCUACAAAGUGCACUGUUUUCUCAGUAUUAGCUUUUUUUAUUAGAUCCCACAAUAGUGAAUCUGAGAGUUUGCAUAAGUGUCUCUACUAUAUUUGUAUAGCCAUUUAAGUUGUAAGUGAAAAAGGUAUAAAAUAGUGAGACACCCAGUCUGUCCUACAUGAAUAUAUUCAGCUAAGGAAGUGUAUGGGCAGGGCUAGUUUUUUUGUAUUUCAGUAGUUCCUGUGGCUCUUCUACCAGAAGAAGCAAUGUGACAUUUCCCACACUGCAGUAAUCUCGUGAAGUGUGGGCGUAAACUAGGAAGAAUAAUGCCUUACUCAAACAUUAUAUUUGCAGAACUGUAGAUCUGUAAAAAUCCAGAAGUAAAAAAAAAAAAAAAAAAAAAAGCUAUCAGUGAACAAUCCUUUGUUGAAUGCUCAAUUAUCAGAUUUUUUUAUUAAUUGCACACAGUCCAAUUAGUCAGUUGUCAGAUUUAAUAAAGUCCUCUUAAAACCUGUCUUUUGUGAUUAAGUCUUUAUAUUUCAAGGAAAGAACAUAAAAAAAAGCUUUAAAUGUCAGAUGAAUAAUAGAGAAGUAUGGUUUUCCUAUGAAACAUGACAGCACUAAAAUAGUAUCUUUAAAGCAAUUGAAGCGUAAUAGUUGACAUCUUUUCCAUAGCUUGAUGCUUGUAAUCCAAUAUUAAAUAAAUUGUGGUGAAUACUGCCAUCAUA